GCACCUAAAUAUCUCACAGCUAAGAGAUAAAUUGGAAUAAACAGCUGUCACCUUUAAAUAAAUACUCUGGACAGUGUAUGAUCUGCUUUUCUCCACUUUAUUUAGCUGCUCUCCAGUGCAAACUCCCAAGUCUUUGCUCUGCCUCAGUUAGCAGAGCAUUUAUUUUAGAAUCAACUGUAUUUGUUAAGGCUGUAACAACGCAAGGCAUUUCCUGAGAAACUGCAAGGAUGAGCAGCAUGAAGGAACAACAGCUGCAGAAGUAUGGGACUGUAGUAAUGCUCUUCAUUUUCCAAGUUCAGAUUUUUGGGCUCGAUGUUGACAGUCGACCUACAACAGAAGUCUGCUCGACACACACAAUUUUACCUGGACCAAAAGGGGAUGAAGGAGAGAAAGGAGAUCGAGGAGAAAUGGGAAAACAUGGAAAAGUAGGACCAAAAGGACCAAAGGGAAACAAAGGAGUAAUGGGAGAUGUUGGUGAUCAAGGAACGAUUGGGAAAAUCGGUCCGAUUGGUGGAAAGGGUGAGAAAGGAAUCAAAGGUUUAACUGGGACAUCUGGAAAAAAGGGGAAAGCAGGCACGGUCUGUGACUGUGGGAGGUACCGCAAAGUUGUUGGGCAACUGGAUAUUAACGUUGCUCGACUGAAGACAUCCAUGAAAUUUGUAAAAAAUGUAAUUGCAGGAAUCAGGGAAACAGAUGAGAAAUUCUAUUACAUUGUAAAGGAAGAGAAGAGCUACAGGGAAGCACUGACCCACUGCAGGAUCAGAGGGGGAAUGCUGGCCAUGCCAAGAGAUGAGGCAACCAAUGCACUCAUAGCAGACUACAUCUCCAAGAGCGGCCUCUUCCGAGUGUUCAUAGGGCUGAAUGACAUGGAGAAGGAAGGACACUUUGUGUAUGCGGACAACGCCCCGCUGCAAAACUACAGCAACUGGAAGGAAGGGGAGCCAAGGGACACGUCUGGGCAUGAGGAUUGCGUGGAGAUGCUCAGCACUGGGGAAUGGAAUGACUCUGAGUGUCACCUCACUAUCUAUUUCAUCUGUGAAUUCCUCAAGAAGAGGAAGUAAAACAGAGCGUCUGCCAGGCAACUUCUGUAUGUAAAAUAACCCUUCCUUAUUUACUCACUAUAGAUGGAUCUCUGUGCAGGGCAAAGAGUGUAAAGCAGGAGUAACUACAGUGAAAUCAGGGGUUACACUAGGGCAUGUGGAAUCAGAACUGGGCCUGCAGCAGGCAUCUGGUCUUGCCACACAGCAAGACAUUUUUGGUUGGGAUUUAGAGAUCUUGGGCUGAAUUAGGAGCUGGCAUAAGUGAGUGUGACUCCAUGGAUGGAGCUGCAGCAUGCCAAUCAUGGACAAUAAUUGGUAUGAUGAGUUACCAAAACAUUUCAGACUCCACUGGAGGUAGGGGCUUGGAUUGUAUUUGUGAGAAGGGCACAGCAGCACUACUUCAGGGGCUGCAUCUCAUAGUUUCAUAGUAGCUAGGGUCAGGAGGGACCUGAACAGAUCAUCUAGCCUGACCCGCACAAUCUAUGCCACAAUAGUUCAAUACUUUCUGCAGCUUUAGAAGACACAGAAUAACCUGACAUCUCUUUUCUUAAAAGCUGCCCAAAACCCCUCCUGUGCUACUCUCCAGUGACUAGAAGUUAUUCUGUGGUUACAUAAAGCUCCAUCUACCCCCUGGUCCUCUGUGCCAAGUUGAGAACUCCUGAAUGCAAUGGUGUGCAGCCUCUCUUCAAGCUCUGCCGUGGUGGAAUUUGGCAAGGGAAAGAUCACAUCUAAUGGGAAGAAGUGUAAACAGAAACAUACGGAGGAAAGGAGGCUGUAAACAGGCACAUUGCAACAUUAUUUAUACCCAUAUAUACAUUGUUGAAUUAGCUACUGAUUCUAGGAGCAAAAGAUUCACCCAUCUACCUGCUUCACCAAUAGUCAAUGACAUUAAAUUCUCUACUGACAAUAUGAUCUCACAUGCCUUUUUGCAGAAACAUAAUUAAAAGUCUGGUAGCAGCUGUUACACUGUGAGGGCUCAGAGGAGGAAGCUACCGGGCAUUUCCUCAUUUGGUUCCAAUGACUGUCAGGAUGACUUACAUGAGCAAGGGCAGCAAGGAAAAUAUAUGCUUUCCUGUCAAGCCCUGGCUAUCUACUAUUCCAGUAUUCCACUUUAGCAUGUGCUUAAAAGGCCAGAUUUUGAUAUCCUUGGUAGUGCCUUACUUCCUCCAUCCUGCUGAGUCUAUCCGAUGCAGGGAAGCCAUCUGGAUAUCAGGUAGAUUUUCACUCAAGGUCCAACAUCAAGUGAAGGAUGGAGCAUGAGCUACCAGAGGCCUGGUGACCCAGGCACUCCUCAGAAUCAGUCUCUCCCCUGACUCUACCUUGUUCCAGGAAUAAUAACUCCUAGUGUUGUCCAGCAGAAAAUUAGCUACUACCUGCUCUCUCACAAUAGCUUAGGUCAGUAGGGCUAACCAUACCUUGCCAUGCAUCCACAGAUGCAUCUUAAGCAGGGCCAAGGCGGUGAUCCUUCGCCUCUAUGUGACACUGGUCAGGCCGCAGCUGGAGUACUGUGUCCAGUUUUGGGCACCGCACUUCAAGAGGGUUGUGGACAACAUUGAGAGGGUCCAGAGGAGGGCCACCCACAUGAUCCGGAGACAGCAGGGCAGACCCUAUGAAGAGAAGCUACGGGACCUUAACCUGUUCAGCCUUCACAAGAGAAGGCUGAGGGGGGACUUGGUGCCCAUCUAUAAACUCACUAGCGGGCGGACCAGCAGGGUUUGGGAGAGACCCUGUUCCCCCUAGUGCCCCCCGGGGUAACAAGGAAUAACGGCCACAAAUUGUUAAAAAAGUAGGUUUAGACUAGACAUCCGAAGGCACUACUUCACAAUCAGGGCAGCUAGGAUCUGGAACCAACUUCCAAGGGAAGUGGUCCUCACUCCUACCCUGGGGGUCUUUAAGAGGAGGCUUGACAUCUACCUGGCUGGGGUCAUUUGAGCCCGGUUUUCUCUCCUGCCCAGGGCGGGGGGUCGGACUUGAUGAUCUUCUGACCCUACAUCUAUGAAUCUAUCCCGAGCAAGGAAUGUAUGGCUCUGCUCAUGUCUAUUGCUCUCCUGCUACCAGCUCUGGGGGAAAGUGAGUAAGUAACCUAGCUCUGGGCUGUCCAACUGGUGGCCUGUGGGCUGUGUGUGGGCCAUGAGCAGCUAACAUGUGGCCUGCAGUCUGUGAUGGCUGCCUCUCCUACUGCCACGUGGUGGAGUCAGGGCCCAGUGGCCCUGUGUAGCAUAAACAGCUGAGGGACCAUGUGACACUACUGUAGCUCAGACAGUGUGGGGUAUCUGAGAGAGCCUGGGUGCUGAACACAAGUGCUCCAUACAGCCCUUGACACUCCAAAGUUGGACAGCCCUGGCCUAGCUUAAUAGUGUGACAUGACAAGAGGCAUAAAGGCAUACUUCCUUGCACAUAUCUACAGCCAGUCACAGUCUAGCCCUUGGGAUAUAUGGUAAUCAGAGAAAAAUCAAAGAAGCAAAGCUCAUUUCUUAAGAAAAUCAUCUCUGUUAAUAAGCCAAAAGCUAACAUCUCACAUGUUUGAUGGAAUUUUACUUGGUCAUAUAUGCUGGCCUUGUAGUACCCCUGAAGUUCAGUUUAACCCAUCAGUAGGAGCACAGACAGCUUGAUUUUAUCCCUUUGCUUCCUGCCCAACACUUGCAGCCCCUUCUCCGCUAGGUAAGCAACUGACAGCUCCAGCAUCCUUACUCACUGGCUCUCCUGUUGGGCCUGGGCAAGUAGUUCUUUAAUAUGGAGAGGAAGCCAAUGAACAGAGCACCACAGUAUCUUGGCAUACUUCCAGCUAUUGUCAAAGACAUCUGAUUUAUGCCAUCUGGGUUAAACAACUGGGACUGCCCAGCUAAAUGAGGACUGUUUGUACCUAUGCCAGAAAAGUAGGCAUGCCCCAUUGCUGUCACCAAGUUAUUUUCUUGAUGCAGAGGGCUGGAGGAAAGCAGGGAAGAAAGUGAUUUGGAGGAUAAAACCGCAAUGCUUGCAAGACCAGUCUUUGUAUAGCAGUUUGCUGUGCUGCUCUCAAAUACAGCAAUCAGUAACAUCUGUCAAAAUGGGAACUCCAAGGAAAACACUGGAAAGAUACAACAACUGCUCUCUGGUUAGCAAUAAAUUAAAGCAAUCCAGUAACAUGCUCAAAACCUUUGGGAGAAAAAAGAAACAAUAGAAGAGUUACUUUGUGGGUCUCUGCACACUUUGAGGAAGGAAGCAUCAUUUGCUGGUAUUGCUUUCUACCUUUCCAAAUAUUGUCAAAUCCAUCAUUCUCCUCUUCUCCAAAGGCUACAACCUUUUCUUUUCUCUGAGAAGGGAAACAUAGAACAGCCUGCCUCCACAGUCAUGUCACAUUCUGAUUAAGGCUCUGGGGCUAUAUCCCAAACUUGGGCACUGCCACCCAGUGGAGUUCUCAAUCCCAUGGACUGCAGGGAUCCAGGGGAUCUACUGCAUUGGGAGCUGUAAGCAGCUAAGAACAGGAACCGCAGAAGGCAGCAAGUUGAACAGGCAGCUGCCUAAACCGCCUACUAGGAUGUGUGGAGAAGUGGAUUCUCAGCUGUUAGCAUUCUCCUACAUUCAGGUGCCUCUCCUACAUUUCUCAUUGGGGGGACAAAAAAACAACAAGAACCAGAAAGUGAAUCCCUACUCAAUUGCACCCAGUAGCCCAAUGGUUCGAAUACUCACCUGGGCAGUAGGAGGCCCAUUUUCAAAUCCAAAUCUGCCUGAUUUGGUGCAGGACCUCAAGCCUGAUUCUCCCACAGCUGAGGCAAGUGUUUUAGCUAUGAGGCUAUGGGACAUAAUGCUCAUGCCAGGCAGCCCCUCUCUAGUUCCCCCUCCCCCCGCCCCCCAAAAAAAGACAUACCUGACUAUCAUGUAGGAGAAACAAGCUCCAAGGAUGCUUAGUGGAUGGAGUCCACUAAGAGAUGCAAGAAGGGCAAGAAUCUAAGGCCAGACAGGGUUGAUUUAUUCAGUGCUUAAAUAUGUGUUCAAAACAACAGGUCCCCAUGAUCUCCACCCCACAGUGCUGAGGAAACUGGCAGAGGUCAUCGCGGGACCCCUGGCACAGCUUUACAAGCACUCAUGGUGCUCUGGCGAGGUGCCAGAGGUCUGGAAAAGGGCCAAUAUGCUCCCCAUUUUCAAAAAAAGGGAGGAAAGAGGACCCAGGAAACUAUAGGCCCAUUAGUCUUACCUUGGUCCUGGGGAAGCUCUUUGAGAAAGUUAUCCAGGAGCACAUCUGCAAGGGACCAGCAGGGGAGAUUAUGCUUAGAGGCAAUCAACGUGGGUUCAUUAGAGGCAGGUCCUGUCAGACCAACCUGGUGGCCUUCUAUGACCAGGUCGCAAAAGCCAUGGAUGCAGGUGUCACAAUGGAUGUAGUCUUUCUGGACUUUAGGAAGGCCUUCAACACUGUCUCUCACCCCAUUCUCAUUAAAAAAUUAGGCAACUGUGGUGUCAACGCCUACACAGUCAGAUGGGUUGCAAAUUGGCUGGAGGGCUGCACCCAGAGAGUGGUGGUGGACAGGUCAUUUUUGACCUGAAGGGAUGUGGGCAGUGGGGUUCCCCAGGGCUUGGUCCUCGGGCCCACACUGUUCAAUAUCUUCAUUGGUGACUUGGAUGAGGGGGUGAAAAGCACCUUGUUCAAGUUCGCAGAUGACACUAAGAUGUGGGGACAAGUGAGCAUGCUAGAAGAGAGGGACAGGCUGCAACUAGAUCUGGACAGGUUACAGAGGUGGGCGGAUGAGACUAGGAUGGGAUUCAAUACAGAUAAGUGUAAGGUAUUGCACCUAGGGAGGAAAAACCAGCAGCACACCUACGGGCUGGAGAACUCCCUUCUUGUCAGCACAGAGGCAGAAAAAGAUCUUGGAGUCACUAUUGAUUCCAAGAUGAACAUGGGCCGCCAGUGUGGGGACGUGGUCAGGAAGGCUAACCGCAUUUUGUCAUGCACCCACAAAUGCAUCACAAGCAGGUCCAAGGAGGUGAUCCUCCCCCUCUGUGCGACAUUGGUCAGGCCGCAGUUGGACUACUGCGUCCAGUUCUGGGCACCGCACUUCAGGAGGGAUGUGGACAGCAUUGAGAGGGUCCAGAGGAGGGCCACUUGCAUGAUCAGAGGGCAGCAGGGUAGGCCCCAUGAGAAAAGACUACGGGACCUGAACCUGUUCAGCCUACACAAAAAAAGGCUGAGAGGGGAUCUGGUGGCCACCUACAAAAUUGCCAAGGGGGACCAGCGGGCAAUGGGAGAGUCUCUGUAACUCUCGGUAGUGCUCAGGGGAACAAGGAAUAGCAGUCAUAAGCUGACAGAGAGUAGGUUCAGGCUAGAUAUCAGGAGGCACUACUUCACAGUCAGGGUGGCUAGGAGCUGGAACCAGCUUCCUAGGGAAGUGGUGCUCACCCCUACCCUGGGGAUCUUCAAAAGGAGGCUAGACAAUCACCUUGCCAGGGUCAUUUGACCCCAGCAUUCUUUCCUGCCCAUGGCAGGGGGUCGGACUUGAUGACCUGCUUAGGUCUCUUCUGACCCUACCCUACCAACUAACUGUGUUCCUCUUCCACCUUGUUUGAACCUCUGAGAAAACACCGAUUCAAAAGAUGGUGAUCAUCCUCCUCCUUAACGCUAAGAUGAUGAAAUGUUACACAAAGUCAGGGCUGUCCCACUAUGGCCCAUGAGGGGCUAAGCUGCAGCCCCUGGCCUCCUACUUGGCUGCCAUUCCUCCUGUUGCUCUGGCUGCAAUAGCUAAGAGAGUCCAUGGCUCUCCCUCCCUCCUCUGGCUUCUGCUUUCUGCGCCUGCCCCAGUAGGUGAGCAGGAGGUGAGACAGUGCAGUGCCCAGUGUGGGGAGGUGACUUGAGCACAGUUCAUGUGGUAUAACAGGGGGUUGUCAGAACCGCAUUCAGCCCUGGGGCCUGUUGCCCCCUCCUUCCCCCACCACAGUGUGGUCUCUGCUGGUACAGCCCUGGAGCAUGCAACCCCUGGCCACUUAUAAAUUGGACAGCCCUGCAAAAAGCAGACAUGUUAACAGUUUUCAGGGACUCAAACAAGGUGGAACAGGAUUGGACUCUAAAUCCAUACAGAGGACUCAUAGGAUCUGGCCCCUAGUUUGAGCACCCCACUGGGGUGGGACAUGGAUGUGAAAACUGAGGGCUGACUGGCAGCACCAGGACUUAGGCAGACUUGCCCAACCCUGUUAGGUACUUACCUAUAAGUUAGGCAAGAACCAGUGAACACCAAAAUGCUAGAUUUGGACACCUAAGGGCUUCUUUAGAUGGCCAAGUCCCUUGGUAGACUCUUUGCUUCUAACUUCUUAAAGAUAAGCAAAAUUGAUGACAGUACUAUAAUGAUAUUAAAAGAGGCUGGCAGAUGCAAAGGAUGAAAAAGAACUGGUGGAACUGAGACAAUUAGCACAGUUCCAGUAUUGAUGGAACUCCUAAACUGUUUGUUUUCAUCUCUAAGAUACAGAUGAUUUCAAAGGUAUUUCCUAUCCACUUAGGCAAUAUCCUCUUAAGAUCACUAGUACAACUGCUGAUCUCUCUGGCACCGGGAGGAACUAUCUGCACAUCCCUGGCAGGUUUACACAUUGUUUAAAAAACUAAUUUUAUCAAAAACAUCAUAGAUAUAAGUUUAUGCUGUUGGGCCCACAUUCCCUCUAACAAGUCAGCCAUUCAACUCAGACAGGUAAUAAAAGUCACCCCACUUUUUUCUGAUUCUUGUGGUCUCUGCAGCCACAUUCAGUAGUUGUAUGAUUUGGCAACUAUAGCAAUGAAAUGCAUUUAUGGGCCUUGUCACGGGAUGGGGUCCUGCAGGAUGGCCGUGAUCUCCCCAAGGCCCCCUUACUGUGCCAAGUUAGCCCAAUGGGCACCCUCUAUUCUCACCCACCACGUCUUUGAUUGAACGUUUGAUAGGGAGGCUGCCUUUCAGUCCUCUUGGACACAGUCUUGAUUGACUCUUUGGAACCUGUGGGUUUCCAGACCCCUGGUGGGUCCCGCUCCAAGACAGAUGUCAUAAUGGGUGUUUCGGGGCACCCUAGCCUUAUGGGCUAUGUGUGGCUCUAACCACCACUUUACCAUGCCCCAAGCCUUACAGAUGGUACCAGUGUUGUUUGGUCUUGGCCUUGUUGCAAUUUGGCUCCCUUGUCCUUCCUGGGCUCUCCACAGCUCUGUCUCGCUCAGCACUUCACAGGCGCCUGGGCUUUCCGCAGUCCUGCAGACUGUGACAUCUGGGGUCUGUGCACCCCCAAAUGCCACAUCCUCUCUGGCACCAGAGUCUGUGCACCUCAUAUGCCAUACCCUCUCUGGUGCCGGGGUCCCCACACUGCCGUUGGCCCCCUAUGAGGCCUCCUCCAUCCCCUAAUAACUUCACCCAAACCACAGGUGUUAUACAACAAUAAACAAAACACAAGCCCCUGGGCUGUAACAUAAAAUCAAUCCGCCCAGCUAUAACGUCAUUUGAACCCUACUGGGGAAUACUCCAUCCCACAACAGUAUCAGGAGCUACUGGUGCAGUCAGAUCUCGCCCCUUUUGCUUGCUCUGGGAGAGCUCCUACCCCCUUGGCUGCCGGCAGGGAACUGCUUCCUAGCCCCAACCCUGGGGUUUAUAUGUGAGUCAGGCCCUGCCCCUUCUGGUGAGCUGACCACUGGCAGGUGUGGGCCACUAGCUUGUUCUGGCUGCCCUGGUAACCAGCAGCUGGGGCUCCCAACUCACUGCUAGGGCUCUUCCCUUACCAGUUUCAGCUCUGUACAGGCGCAGGGCACCCUACUGCCCUGCGACAGGCCUUGCAAGCACAAAAAACUAAACAAGUCUCUGCCUCUGUUUAAUUUAAUAUAUGAUCUUGAAAGGAACACAAAUGAUGUAGCUGGUGGUAAUCAAAUGGGACACACAUUAAACCAACCAACUUGGAUAUACCUACAGCAAUGAAAAUAGUGCGUGUUGCAGUGAGGGGGAGGGGUCAAGUUACAGUUGCUUUGGAAGUCAUUAUUCUAAAUAUUCUGGCCUAUAGGUGAUUAAAUGUGCAGUUGUGCAUUGCUAUUAAUUUAAGCUUUUUGGUUUUGCAUUUAUAUCAUAUUUUGAGCAUUGAAGAACAUUUUAAAAAGAAGGAACAAGUGGGAGCAAAUAAGAGCUUUAAUCCAAGCUGCAUUAAUGCUUGUGUGGGAAGCAAAAACAACCAAAGUAUUUGCAGUGUCUGCCUAUUUAACUACAGCAUGCUGGGUGCUUGGCUUCACACUCAUCCCACUCCACCCCUCUUUUGUUUUACAACAGUUUCCCCAUGCUGAUGUUUCAACAUACAGAGGCAACCUUUCACUCAAAUGUUCAGGAGAUGGGCGCGGUCCAUAAUUUGUAUGGUCUUGUACAGAGAAGGACUGCAACACCAAAGGAAAAGGGAAAAAUGAUCUAAAGAGGAAUGCUAAGGAGACUUGGGGGGGGGGGGGGCGGUGAGAGCAUGCACAGGCUCUGACUAAUGCACUUAAACAUGUGCUUAUAGUUAAGCAUCUGCUUACCUCCCACUGAAAUUAUGCACUUCACUGCUUUCAUGAAUAGAUGAAGUUAAGCAGUCCUUUUGUACAGGGACUAUUUCUUUGGUCUUAUUACCUCAGAUGUAGAAUAAUUGGAUGUGAUUUAACAUACAUGAAAAAUAAAUAAUUGAAAUAUUUUAGCAGUCAUAGAUCCUGCUUCCCAUCACUGUACACUUUAAAGGCAUGUUAUCUUAUUUACACUUCACCAACGAACUCCCCCUACUUGCCCAUUUCCCAAUUUCAUGGAAGCUUUACAUUGUUAUUAGAAGUAAUUGUUUAGUUAGCGCCCCAGUGGUAUACAACCAUGGUUUACAACACACAAUUCAUACAGGGUGCUGAGCCCAAAUUGUUAUCACCUGGAUUGGAGAGAUGUAAACCAAACAAUUACAAGGAUAAGACAAGAGGGUAGGAGUGAUUAAAGUUCAUAGAUUUCAUAGACAUUAGGGCUAGAAGGGACCUCAGAAGAUCAUCGAGUCCAGCCUCCCACCCCAGGGGCAGGAAGUCAGCUGGGGUCAAAGGAUCCUAGCAAGUUAACCAUCCAAAUGUCUCUUAAAGGAGUCCAGAGUAGGUGCUUGCACCACCUCUGGCAGCAGUCUGUUGCAGGCCUUGGGGGCUCAGACAGUACAGAAGUUCUUCCUUAUGUCAAGCCUGAAACGGUCUUGGAGGAGUUUAUGACCUUUUGACCUUGUCAUCCUGGCGUUCCCCCAGAUUCUGAUGUUACACCCUUAUAUACUUGUAGGUGGCCACCAGGUCCCCCCUGAGCCUGCGCUUUUCCAGGCUGAAGAGUCCCAUGGCUCUCAGCCUCUCAUCAUAAGGUCUGUUUUCCUGAUCUCUGAUCAUGCAUGUGGCUCUCCUCUGCACUCUCUCAAGCUUCUCCACAUCCUUUUUGAAUUGUGGGGCCCAAAACUGGACGCAGUACUCCAGCUGCGGCCUCACCAAGGCCGAGUACAGUGAGAGGAUGACAUCCUGGGAUUUGCUAGAGAAGCAUCUACGGAUGCAAGCCAGAGUUUUCCUUGCUUUACCAGCUGCAACAUCACAUUGGUGGCUCAUAUUCAUCUUGUGGUCAAUCAUGACCCCCAAGUCCCUUUCGGCCGUGGUGUUAGCAAGCAUAGCAUUGCCGAGCCUAUAAGCAUGCUGUGCAUUUUGAUUCCCAAGGUGCAGUAUCUUGCCUUUUUUGGUGUUGAAAGAUAUCAGGUUUUCAUCUGCCCAUUUUCUGAGUCUGUCUAGGUCAGCCUGGAUCACCAUCCUGUCCUUGGGUGAGGACGCUUUACCCCAAAGUUUGGUGUCAUUGGUGAACUUAGCCAGUCAGCUUCUGACACCAAUGUCCACAUCAUUGAUGAAGAUGUUAAAGAGUAUAGGCCCAAGGACAGAGCCUUGGGGGACCCCACUGGCCACGGCACACCACAAUGAUUGACUUCUGUCAACUACCACUCUCUGGGUCCAACCUCAGAGGCAAUUCCCCAGCCAUCAGACUGUGAUGUCACCAAGACUGCAGUUGGACAGUUUUUCUAUGAGAUGAUCAUAGGAUACCAGAUUGAAAGCUUUUUUAAAAUCAAGAUAUAUGACAUCAACCUCCUCUCCCUUGUCCAGGUGAUAUGUCCCCUGGUCGUAGAAGGAGACGAGAUUCGUCUGGCAAGAUCUACCUACAACAAACCCAUGCUGGCUAUCCCUCAGGAUAGGGUUAGGGUCAUUAAGAAUAAAAAAAUUAAGAAAAAAAAGCAAAGGGGAGGGAAGAAUUUGGAUGUGGAGUUAGAUGUGAAGGUAGCUCAGCAGGCAGAAGAGGGCAGAUUUUCUAAUUAUGGCCAGCAAGUCAGCUUUCACACAUUGAUCCUUCUCUUGAAGAUAAGCCAUGGCCAUCCAACUGGCAGCUCAUGGGUCACAUGAAGCCCACGAGCAGUUCAUGUGUGCUCACCAGGGCUCUCAGCGUGUCACCGCUCCCCUCACCACUCCUACUGCAACAGCAGCUGGAGUCUCCAAGCUCUCACACCCUCACCUGACUGCUGCUUCCUGCCUUCACCCUAGGGAGCAGGGCAGUGUGGCACCAUGGCGAGGUGAGGGUGAGGACAGGGUCACAUGCAUAGGGAAUUGGCUGCAAAGGGCUGUGGGAGGGUGGGGACCUCAUGGCUGUGUAUUGCAGGGGGAGUAAUUGUGUCUGUGUGGCACAGUUUUGGUGGGAGAGGGUCUGCACAGCAUACCUAGGGCACUCCUGCCAGUGCAUGAGGUCCCUGGGGACUUAGAAAUUGAACAGCCCUGCCAUUGGCUGAGGAAACUGCCAAACCCAGAUUAUGAAAAGCUCCAACUCUGUUCCUCAGGCAGCUUUCUACAAUCAGAGCAAAACUCAACUAUGAGAGAGACAGCUUCUCUAGGACUUCAUACAAGACUGGAAUGAACUCCUGCUAGAACUGAGGCCCAUUAUCAAUCUCUCCACCUUUCCCUUCAGGAGAAGGUACACUUCAGUGUGCCUUCAACAGAAGCACACAGCAGUAUGCCCAUUAAACACAUACAACCAACCUAAAAGAUGGCAUUGCAUGUAAUUUUCCUGGUGAGAGGAUAAGUGCAAGAAUGAACUGCCUGUGACAGGUGAGCGAGGUUGCUCAGCGCACUAUUGGAAGGCAUUCAAAUACCAGACAAAGCAGCUGGUUUGAGAACUUAAAUAGAACAGAAAGGAAUGCAAAUAAAGGCCUGGAGGCAGGAGAGCUGGAAAAGGCAAUUAAGGAGGAGAAAUGGAACAGAAUGCAAAGCUGGGGAGCGAGCUCUGAGGAGAGGUGGAGGUGUCAUUCAGAGACUUAAUGGUGAAAAUUAGAGUUUGGAAAGGGAAGGAAGGGUAAAGAAACCAAUGAAUGGAUUUGAGAAAUGGCAUGGCAGAAUGAAGCUAUCAGGAAAGGAAAAUGAUUUUAGCCAAAGCAAUAGAAAGUUUGUUAUUGCUGAAAAAUGGAUGUGACUUCACAUCAAAGCACCUGUUCAUAAUACAGUUCCUAAAAAGCUGAACUGCAUGGCUGCAGUGAUCCUGAGUCUUUACCUUGGCAUGGGAUGGAAACACCUGAUUAGUGGGAAGAAUUCCUGACCACCCCGCCACCAUGACUAUCUGGAGUUUCACUGUUUGCCUUCAAUACAACGGUCCUCAUACUGUCACUGUCUAAUGAAUUGAGAGCAAGUAUCUCCGUGUUUUCAAUGAAAUUUUAUCCUUGUCAAGCUAAGAGACUUUUACGACUACAUUUUAAAACACAAUUAAAAAACCCAACAAUUUUAUACUGCAUAAGGUGUCACAAAAAUGUGCAGAGCUGAGGGUCAGCAAUGUAAACUUCCCCGUACUGUUUGACCGGUUAGAGGUCUAUGCAGGAACAGUAAUUACCAUCACCUGAUGGGAGUGUAACCUUGCCUAACUCUGCACGAACCAUUUUUAACUUGGACAGGGUCCAAGAUGAAAUUCAGUUCCUUACCAACACUUCCAUUUCCUGUUCAACCCCCUUUGCACUGCGCUGGUAGCAACAGCUGCCUAGGGAGUUAUUUAAUUUAUGGGGCCUGGUUUAAAUGCUUCCCAGUUGGCACCUACGACUGACUAAUGCCCCCUACAACAAAAGUUGCUCCUUGUCCUAGGAGGAACUGACCCCCUGACUUAGGAGUACCCCUUUUAUCAAUGCCUAAAUCCAUUCCCUGUUCCUCAGUGCAACUAAGUAGUCCCCUUCAUAGACAGUGGGGAACCCAAUCCCUAAUCCAAGUUGUGGCCUUUGCAUGGAUACAUGCCCUGGGUAAGGACAUAUAUACAAUCUGGGAAGGGAGCCAGGCACCAAGUUACAUGACUAGGAUUCUCAACAAAUCAGGGAUUACUCUGACUUCUCUGGUCAAAAGAGUCUCCGAGGAAGCUGGAAAAGCCUGCUGGAGGCUCAACCCUGCUUUGUCCCAAGUAGAAGAUUAUCUUGUUUUAGGGAGAAGCUAGAAGCUGGAACCUGACCAAAUUACAGCACGGCCCCAAGAAGAAAGGUCUGUUUUCACCCUGCCCGAAGGGAGAAACCCAAGCCAACACCUAAGGCUAGCAAAGUCUUGAAGGUCCAUCCUAGAGAGAGUCCUUGCUAGUAGAUGCAGAGGCACUGGAAAGCAAAUGAAGUAAGUCUGGGUUUGAGGUAUGGGGUACACUGGCAAGUUGUUUAAGGUUCUCAGGGUAGGGAACCCACAGCAGAGGGUAGGUGUAAGUUCCCUUUAUGUUACUGAUCUGGUAGAGCGAAGUAACUCCUGCUGCAAGAGGAAAAAAGAAAAGGGGUGGGGGGGAGGGAACUAAACAGAGGGUGGGAGGCUGAGCUCAGGAGAAAUAGGGAUGAAGACUAUUGUGUGCCUAGUAUGGGUCCAAAAAGGAAGGUUUACAUUCUCCUUUAGGCUUUGACUUUCUCUGAAAAGUGAUUAAACUGCAGGGCUAAAUUACAUCAGGCACUGAAUGCUGCUCAGGAGGCAAACUGAGGCAGGCUGACUUCAGUGCUUUGCCCUGCUACUCGGGGGUAGAUGCCAGACCUGAGCCCUGCUGCCCUUUGAAAGUAAGCAUCCAAGUCCUUUAACAUUAGUGCUCACAUGUAAUAAUAUUCCUCAUCCUCAUUCUCCACUUCUUAUUCACUUUGAACCUAAGACAUCAGAGCUAACUAAAAGUUUUCAAUAGCUAAGCCUUCUUUGAAGAAAAAUGGAUUUCCAACAAAAAAAAGUUUUCUGACAAAAAUGGUUCAUGAAGCAUUUUGUGGAGAAAAGUCAUGCUCUGCAGAUGAGAACAUGUUGUGUAUAGACUUGUAAAUGAUUUUAUAUUGUGGCUUUAGAAGUUUCUAUGUACUAUUUCAAACCCAGAGGUGUAAUCAUCACAAAUAUUCAAUGUAUAUUGACAGAUAAAACACUGGAGCAAUAAAUACUAUAUCUUAACUGCA
Messenger RNA from Alligator mississippiensis (American alligator), 14423 nucleotides. It is a transcript of the gene COLEC10, whose product is annotated as collectin subfamily member 10. The coding region runs from base 228 to 1061 and encodes 277 amino acids. The transcript is spliced from 6 exons. The record is from RefSeq and is a predicted model, not a curated record. NCBI's taxonomy places the organism in Eukaryota, Metazoa, Chordata, Crocodylia, Alligatoridae.